CCUUAUUAGAAUACGGAUCAUAUAUCACAGAUAGAGAACUUAAUCUAAAAACUUAAAUUUUUGUUGGUUUUUUUCAACUCUUUUUCAAAAUGUCGAAAAUUUAUCUGAAGGCAAUGGAGGAGGUGGUUCAGCAGAACAUGGACAACACGAACCGGAUUACGGAGCAGGCUCAGGGGUUUGUGGUGUCGGAGAAUGCCUCGGAUAGUCUAUUGCACACUUCCUUUGAUCUGACCACGGCCCAAUCGAUUGUUAAGCACCUGCACGCCAGCUUCCUAAAGUUGGCCCAGAGCUGUGUUCGUGAUAUAGAUCCCGAGGAUAGGUUGUGCUUCUUGCGCGUGAAAACCAGGAAGCACGAAUUCCUGGUUAGUCCGGAGGAGGCUUUCACGGUGACCGUAGUGUUGUAACCCCCUCGCCAAAGAUAGGGUUAAAGCAGUGUGGGCAGUGUUGCCCAAAAGAUAAAAAAUGAGAAACACUCCUACAAGUAUCCACUACUAUCUCACUCACUCAUUGAUGGUGUUGUUGUUGCAGAUCACCGUAUUCCAGUAUUUCAUUAACCCCCGAAAACUAAACGAGCCAUUAAAUUAUGAACAGAACAUUUAUGCGUGUGACCGGCCAAACUAAAUUAUGUUUAUUAUGUAAUUAAGAUGUUGGCAGAGAUGCCGAUGUCGGCCAUUAAAAGACUACGAAGCGGGCAAAAAUCUGCAAAAAGCGGAAAA
Messenger RNA from Drosophila eugracilis, 716 nucleotides. It is a transcript of the gene robl62A, whose product is annotated as dynein light chain roadblock-type 2. The transcript has a single exon. Gene Ontology annotation, molecular function: dynein intermediate chain binding. NCBI's taxonomy places the organism in Eukaryota, Metazoa, Arthropoda, Insecta, Diptera, Drosophilidae. The coding region runs from base 90 to 404 and encodes 104 amino acids. Gene Ontology annotation, cellular component: cytoplasm; cytoplasmic dynein complex; centrosome. The record is from RefSeq and is a predicted model, not a curated record. Gene Ontology annotation, biological process: microtubule-based movement.